Messenger RNA from Apus apus (common swift), 3569 nucleotides. It is a transcript of the gene MBOAT1, whose product is annotated as membrane bound O-acyltransferase domain containing 1. Gene Ontology annotation, biological process: lipid modification. The coding region runs from base 1 to 1497 and encodes 498 amino acids. NCBI's taxonomy places the organism in Eukaryota, Metazoa, Chordata, Aves, Apodiformes, Apodidae. Gene Ontology annotation, cellular component: membrane. The record is from RefSeq and is a predicted model, not a curated record. Gene Ontology annotation, molecular function: acyltransferase activity. The transcript has 14 exons.
AUGGCCGGCUCGCCCGGCGCCCCGCAUCGCACCACCGGCUCCACUUUGCUGCACCCGCUGAGCGGGCUGCUGGGCAUCCCGCUGGACCAGAUCAAUUUUGUAGCCUGUCAACUGUUUGCACUUUUGGCUGCAUUUUGGUUUCGUAUUUACUUGGGUCCCAGUCAUGCCAGCUCUGCUGUUCGCCAUGCGUUUGCCACCCUCUUUGGAAUCUAUUUUGCUGUCUUCUGCUUUGGGUGGUAUUCCAUUCAUCUUUUUGUCCUGGUGAUGAUGAACUAUGGCAUUAUGAAUAUGGCAAGUAUUCCUAACAUCCACAGGUACUCCUUUGUCGUAGCUAUGGGAUACCUCACGUUGUGCCACAUAAGCCGAAUAUACAUAUUUCAUUAUGGUAUUCUCACUACAGAUUUUUCCGGAGGAUUAUGCUGUCCGCUGAUGAUAAUUACACAGAAGAUCACAACACUUGCUUGCCAGUUACAUGAUGGAAUAGGGCGACAAGCUGAGGAACUCACUGCUGAGCAAAAUCGCCUUGCUGUAAAGACAAGACCUUCUUUAUUGGAGUAUUUAAGCUAUCUCCUCAAUUUUAUGAGCAUCAUAGCUGGGCCUUGCAGCAACUACAAGGAUUAUAUAGCCUUCAUUGAAGGGAGGCACGUGCACAUGAAACUGUUAGAAGUGAACUGGAAGCAGAAGGGUUAUGACAGACUUCCUGAUCCUUCUCCAACUGGAGCAGUGAUGUACAAGCUGUGUAUCACACUAGUAUCUCUCAUUUUAUUCUUGACACUUACCAAGAACUUUCCUAUGGCAUAUAUCAUUGAUAAUGAAUUUCUUGAUAAAACACCCUUCUUGUCAAGACUUGGUUACCUGUAUGUUGUAACACAGGCAGCAAAACCAAAGUAUUACUUUGCAUGGACAUUAGCAGAUGCAGUCAACAAUGCAGCUGGUUAUGGCUUCAGUGGAGUUGAUGAGAGGGGCAACUUCCGCUGGGAUCUGUUGUCCAAUUUAAAUAUCUGGAACAUCGAGACUGCAACAAGUUUUAAAAUGUACAUUGAAAACUGGAACAUUCAGACAGCUGCCUGGCUAAAACGCGUUUGCUAUGACAGAGCUCCCUGGUACCCAACGGCUUUAACAUUUAUCCUGUCGGCCCUGUGGCAUGGCAUCUAUCCUGGAUAUUAUUUUACGUUUCUCACUGGAAUCCUUAUCACACUCGCAGCCAGAGCAAUAAGGAGCAAUUGCAGACAUUACUUCCUCUCCUCAGUGCCUCUCAAGAUAGUCUACGACCUUGUUACCUGGGUUGUCACUCAGCUGGCUGUGUGCUAUACUGUUGCACCGUUUGUUAUGCUGGCUGUUGAGCCCACAAUGAAGUUUUACAAGUCUAUGUAUUUUCAUAUGCACAUUCUAAGCAUCCUGGUGUUGCUCAUUUUACCAAUCAGACCUCAAGCCCACUCCAUAAGAAAGCCUCAAAAUCAGGCUGUGCAGAACUCUGUUAAAAACAAAGACAAAUGAUGCAUCCAUAGAAGAUUACCAGCUUCAGGAAACCAAGCUAUCAUGUUGGAAGCAAACAAAGAAGAAGAAAAAUGAGUGGGAUGAGGGUUGAAGAACAAGACAAGUGGCAUUUCUAAUGGUUAUCUUAAAAUCUUACUGGACAGGGCAUAAAAGAGCCUGAAUGACUGUUUUUCAACUUACUCCAGUUAGGAAAGAUUUUACAGGCAACGUUUACAGGCUCAUGGGGCAUUUUGAUUUUUUAAAAUAUUUUUAUGAAGCAUUUUUAUAUAUUUAAACUUUUUCACACAGAGAGGCAUUUUUGCUCUUUUACAGAAAUAUGCAAUUAUUAAUCAAUAAUCUUGUGAUUAGAGGGACAGGAAGCAGCUUGUAAAGAGCUAGACCAGCUGCCUGAUAGCCUGGUGCUGUGGGCAGCUGGCAGGGGAAACUUUUAAUCUCUUGGCUACAGAAGAGAGAUGGUGCAAGUAGAAGACUAUGGACUGGGGAUCACUGAAGGUGCUGGCACUACUUGUGCCUCAGCACAGAGAAGAGGGAGCAGACUUUCCCUGGCAAUACCCAAAGCAGGGACUGCAGCUUGAGCUUGGCAGCAAGGGUAUUUUUCAUCCUUCAACUUGACAUCUGCUGGCGAUGAGGGCAAGACAAGUUCUUUGGGAAUAAGUGUCUGGGAACACUGGCCACUGGCUAGGCCAAAAUCUAAAGCCAAGUAAAAGCAAAACAAAACAAAACAAAACCUUUUAAAGUAAAAUAAGGGAUGUACACCCUACGAUCUGUGGAGUUGUGCUUCUCUAAUGAUGCAGCUGGUGCAUCAUUAGAUGCAUUCAUUGCUACAUCUUCAUUGCUACAUCAGCCUUCCUUUGCAGUGUUGGAGUGAUGCAGCACUUCCAUUUGGGUGUCAAAAUAACUGAGGUGCCAUGCGGGUUUAGUGUUCUAAAGCUUGCUGUUACGAGUUAAAUCUGAGAAAGAUUUGUAAUGGAUCAGAAUGUUCUACUCAAAAACAUCCUGUCUCAUGGAGGGAGUUACUUUUCAGCAGGAUAACACUAAUAUGAAUCCUGAGCAGUAAUUAUUGUGGUCAUAAUAAAUCAUUCUGUAGAAGAUAUGGUGAUGCGAUGUGAUCAUCACAAGAGUCAAGACUGAGUCCUUUUAUGAUCUUGAUGGGUGACUUAGCCUGUUGAUCCAGGUUUCCCUGCUUGUAAAGUCCUUGGCUUACAGGGAUGUUUUGAGGCUUUAUUUCUGAGAGCUUGUUGUGCAUUGAGAUAACCUGCUGCAAAACACUGUGUCAGAGGUUUUUUUUGUCAUUUUUUUAAAAAUCCACUUACCCCAAUAAAACAGUCUGGUAAAACACAUCAAAACCAAACAAAACAUUUUUAAAAAUAUACUCUUUUCCAGGAAUGUUUUUGUCAGGCUUUUGUACAAGCAAUUCUCUUGUUAAAAUAUUGGAAUCACUUUUUGAUUGUUUAACUGGCAUGUGACUGAGCAAAGAAUCUGCUGCUUACUGGAUUCUGAAUUUGGUGUUAGAUUAAAAUUUUGUGGAAUCCAGAUAUUUUGGGAGGAAACAGAUUGGAAAACCAAAACAAGCUUCAAAAAAAUUGUUUGGUUGGUUGGUUUGGUUUUUUUUCUUUUUCUGGUGAGAAGUUUUUGUCCUGUGAUGACCUGAUGAUUUAGAGCAUAGUUCAUGGAAGAGUCUCUUUAGUAAUUUAUUUUGAAGGCGAGAUGGGAUUAAAAGGUUGAUCUGAGUCAAAAAAUUGCUUUGUGUCACUGUCUGACAUUAUUAGUGACAAACGUCUAAUGUGAAAAUGGAUGAGUGUGUGUGAGAUCCCUCACACUUGUGAGGGAAGAUGUUUGGGUCUGCUGGAUUUUACAGACUAGCCAAGCUUUACAUCCUGCUCCUGCUGAAACAGAGACAUGAGGACCCUUGUUCAUUUUUGUGGCACCUUUGUCCUCAACUUGGCCAGUCCGUAUUUGUCCUUGGGUCUCUUUUCUCCUUGUGGCACAGACUUACUUACAUCUUGGGCAUCUUACAUUUCCCUUGAGAAAAGGACAGUGCUGUCACUCAUGGGGAGGAACCGUGGUGCAUC